This is a messenger RNA of Chelmon rostratus (copperband butterflyfish), 1716 nucleotides long. Its product is annotated as tumor necrosis factor ligand superfamily member 14-like. Gene Ontology annotation, biological process: immune response. The transcript is spliced from 8 exons. Gene Ontology annotation, cellular component: membrane. The record is from RefSeq and is a predicted model, not a curated record. The coding region runs from base 320 to 1120 and encodes 266 amino acids. Lineage: Eukaryota; Metazoa; Chordata; Actinopteri; Chaetodontiformes; Chaetodontidae. Gene Ontology annotation, molecular function: tumor necrosis factor receptor binding.
UGCCUCUUCCCCAUGUCAUCUUCAUUUCCUCCUUACACGAGCUGGCUUGUAAAGCAAUUUUAGUGAUAGCUGGCAGCAGGCGAGCAGACGCAAGAGGUGAGGGAGGACAGAUAUCUGCACUUGGAGUGUUUUCUUCUCUCAGAAGGAGCUUCAGAGGUGUGAAAACUGCCCUGUGCCGCUUGAUGGUUGACUGAGCUGUGGCAGAAAUAUCUGGUGCAAUCCAACAUAAUCUCUCUCUGACCAACCUUGAACAAAAUUACCCCUUCCUCACCACAUCAGGCUCUUUCACCUUUAGCUCUAACGCCCCAGGUGGAGUGUGAUGGCAGAGCGCGGCGUGGGUGCAUGCCCCCAGGUGUUUGUGGUGGACAGCCAGGCUAACUACACCUCCGUGCCCGGCGGAAAGAAACCGAGGUGGGCGAGGGCAGGCCAAAAGUUUCUUUUGCUGCUGGUGGGACUCACCGUGCUGGGACUUGUUGUCGAGGGAUAUUUAAUCUACAAUCUAUACAAAAAAACUGAGGCAUUUUCCCUGUGCAUGUCUCAUCCUCUCUGCCAGAACCUGUCCAGCCCCAAAACAUCUGGCCGGCAGGGUGGCACCUUAAUGAGCAGAGUGGGACCUUAUGAGUCCAAUGAGAUUCCUACAGUGCGACCACAUGUGGAACAGGACCAGCAGAGGCCAUUUGCGCAGCUGAUAGGCUCUGGGAGUCCUAUCGGGGAGAACAAUGUCGUACAAUGGGUACAUAAAGGUGGCGAAACCAUCACCUACAACAUGGGCUACAACAAUGGCCGGUUGUUGGUCGAGAAAGAUGGCCACUACUACCUCUACUGUAAAGUGACAUUAAAUGCUGCAGAGGAGUGUUCGCUAAUCCAGCACAAGGUCAUGAAAGUCACCAAGGCCUAUGAUAAUGCUAUAGAACUUAUGAAAUCUAAAAGUUUCCGCUGCCGGACGCCGAAACCUUCAACUGCAAAGUCUUCAGGUGGGGAUGAUCUGUGGAACAGUUUCCUGGCUGGGAUCUUCCACUUACAGAAAGGAGAUGAGAUUUUUGUCACAUUGGAGGACAUACAGAAGAUGCGUCCAGGAACUACUGACAACUUGAUGGGGGCCUUCAUGAUAUCUCCAUAGAGGCAUAUAAAAAAUACCUCUGUCCCACAUUGUGAUCAACUAUAACUAGUUUCCCUGAAGAUAUUAGACUGUUUGAUUCAUAACGGGCAUUGAGGUUUUAAGGUAACAACCACUUAAAGAGUCACAUCAGUAACGUUAGUUACAACGACAAAUCUUACAGACGUACGUAAACUCCUUUAUGACCUCCAUCGUUUGUUUUUGGCGCUCUAGUGAAGCAGAGUGACUGAUGAACCGUUCGAUUCUUCCCUACACAGAUCACAUUUCACUUUGAACUGAGCAUUUAUUUUUUUGCUGGCUGACGACCCUGUGCACUGUGCAGGAAACUAUUGGAAUGCAGGAAGCGAUUGCAAUGCACCUUACAUCUCUCUGUGUCAAUUUACACAUGUUGUGGUGAAUUUUAUAUAUCUAAUAUAUACAAUAUUUUACAAAACAUAAUCUAAAUUAUACUGUACUUGAUGAAUGUAUGUGAAUCACUUAUGAAAGAGCAACAAAUGGUUGUGAUAUCAUAAAAAGUAUCUGAUAUUCAGGUUAUAUAAUCCUUCUUGAUAAUUUGAUAUAUAUUUUGUUGUGUGAAUAAAAUGCUGUUUCUUAUCAAA